AUGGUUAUAAAAUACCGCCGCCCGACGAGCGCCUCGCGCGUGGGCCAAGACAUGCGAAAUACGUGGUCGCACGUCGUCGGCAACCUCAGCCCAAUUGCCGCCUUUGCCCGCCGGACCCUGUGUCAGGCUACCUCCACGCCAUCGAGCAGACGCAGCUACGGAGAUGACAUCGCGUCGAUGGCGUGGGGCGCCCGAGAUUUGACUUCCACACAGGCCGGACCUGCCGCCGCGCGACGGGCCGACGGCGACGACGACGGAGAACGGCGAGAAGGCGCCGCCGCCGCUGCCGCCGCGCGGAGCUGUCGCAAAGUCUCCGUCGCACGCCUCGCCGUACGCGGGGCUCGGGAAGUGA
This is a messenger RNA of Pelagomonas calceolata, 352 nucleotides long. The record is from the annotation of a GenBank genome assembly. Lineage: Eukaryota; Pelagophyceae; Pelagomonadales; Pelagomonadaceae.